UUGCAAUGCAUUCACAUUUUUUUGGAAAUUCUUAAAUAUCUACGUGUAAAAACAAGUUCCACUGAUGAAUAUUUAGAGGCUUUAACCGGUUUUGUCGUGAUAGAAUUAGAUGUAGAAUAUCUCAUUGUUUUUGCCUUGUUCGUUGCCGCGGCGGUCGCCGUCCCCAUCGACUCUAGGGACGCCACCGUCAUCACCAACGAACUCAACAACAUCGGUGUUGGAGACUACUUUUACAAAUACGAGACCAGCGACGGUAAGACUGCUUCUGAAGAAGGUCACCUAAAGAAUGCUGGCACUGAAGACGAAGUCCUUGAAGUUCGUGGCCAGUACUCUUACCCAGGUAAUGAUGGAGUCGUUUACACCAUCACGUACGUCGCUAACGAGGACGGAUACAAGGCUGAGGGUGCUCACAUCCCCAGAUCAUAA
Molecule: messenger RNA, 426 nt
Organism: Parnassius mnemosyne (clouded apollo)
Lineage: Eukaryota; Metazoa; Arthropoda; Insecta; Lepidoptera; Papilionidae
Source: the annotation of a GenBank genome assembly